Molecule: messenger RNA, 2061 nt
Organism: Microtus oregoni (creeping vole)
Lineage: Eukaryota; Metazoa; Chordata; Mammalia; Rodentia; Cricetidae
Gene: Il18bp
Product: interleukin 18 binding protein
Exons: 6
Coding region: 1357-1932 (191 amino acids)
Biological process (GO): T-helper 1 type immune response
Molecular function (GO): interleukin-18 binding
Source: RefSeq, a predicted model, not a curated record
UAUGUGUGUAGUUCCUGUUCUUGGGCAUUAGGGGCCCUGAGGCUUCACUGAGCCCCCCUUUCAGACUGAGGUGACUGAGACUAGUACCCCCAACUCCUCAGCCUGUUCCUGUAUCCUCAAGCCUUGGGAAUGGGAGCUGAGCAAAGGGCCCAGAGAUCGAUCACUCUUCCUUUGUCCCCUUCUUCCCUAAGGUCAAGGCUGCUUUCCUGCUGCAUCAGUCCUGAGUCUCACAACCUUCUCUGGGCCACCUCUGGUCUCAGGUUCCUCUUCCUGCACCUCCACCCAUCCCCCAGUCUCUAAGAAUCCCUGUCGCCCCCCACCCCACCCCCAGGGGAGUGCAGCCUCUGGUCUCUGGAUCGACUCUCCCUGCAGUCUGCAGCCUAGGUGGGAGAAGGUGGGUGGAGCUGCUCAGAGCAGUGAAAGUAGCACACAGACACAGCUCUCAGCCUCCUGCAUCCGAAUCAGUUAUGAAUCUUUGUUCCAAACCGGGUCCAUCUCCCUACCUGUUGUCAGCAGCUUCCCCGUUGAUCGCAUACUUACCCCAGGUGCAUGAGCCAGAAGCUCUGGCCUAAAGAUUAGCACAGCUUCAGAUGACCAGAUUCCACGUUUAUACCUGCCAAGUCCCAGCCCCCAAGCUACUGGUGCCUUCCUGGCUCUUUAGGGUCAGCUGUGUUAGUGGCUGGGCGCGUUGUACACCAACCAGACAGGAAAGCUGCUGUUUCUUGUGGUGAGAGUUUUGGGGCCAGGCAGUCACACUGAGUUUCGGAGCUCCCAGAAGCUCUUCAAGGCGUUAGAGCCAGGGGGAAAGAUCUAGAUUUAACCAGUGAGCCUACCCGUUCCGUGGCUCCUGUGCCUGUCAGGGUGAGCCUGAGACAGCUGACCUUGGGGCUGGCUCAGUGACCUUGGGCCAGUAUAGCAUUGAGGGUAAAAAGGUCAGUGAUUCAAUUUGGGGUCCCCAGUACCAAUUAACAUCGACUUCUUGGGCACUGUUAUGGAGAAAGUAAAGGCUUGACUCUACAGGAAGUUAGCUGAAGGGUGAGGGGGUACCACCAUCCUGACCCUUGGCAAGGCAGCACUCAUCUGUCUCACCUCUCAGGGGGCUUGGUGUGAGGUGAGAAUCUGGAGAGGGACCUGGGAAAUCUGUCUAGUGUGAGCUGUGGUUCAAGGGGCGGAGCAGCCUGUUUGUUUGGGAUUGGGAUUCCUACAGAGGAAGUGAAAGUGAAAUCGUUGGGAGCUUUCUCAGAAGCGGACUGCAUCCUGCCCUUCCCAGAAGGAGGGCUCUCAACGGAGACGGCUGCUUCCCAGAAGAAGUUACAGACACCAGGCUUGCUUGCUUCUGACACAGUCAUCACGACCAUGAGACACUGUCGGACAACAGACCCUAGUUCUUGGUGGGUCCUGCUUCUCUAUGUCCAUGUCGUCAUUCUGGCCAGAGGCACGUGUGCACCUCAGACAAAGGACCCGUGCUCUUCCUGGUCUCCAGCAGGCCCACCUCAGCGGUACCCAGCACUGCACGUGAUCUGGCCAGAGGAAGAAGUGCCACUGAAUGGAACGCUGACCUUGUCCUGUGCUGCCUGCAGCCGCUUCCCCUACUUGAGCAUCCUCUACUGGCUGGGCAAUGGUUCCUUCAUUGAGCACCUCCCAGGCCGGCUGAGGGAGGGUCACACAAGUCGGGAACACAGGAACACCAGCACUUGGUUACGGAGAGCCUUGGUGCUAGAGGAACUGAGCCCCACCCUACGAAGCACCAACUUCUCCUGUCUGUUUGUGGACCCUGGACAGGUGACCCAGUAUCACAUCGUUCUGGCCCAGCUCUGGGAUGGGGUGAAAACAGUCCCUACCCCUUCUCAAGAAAUCCUCUCCAGCCACAGCCCAGGACCCACGUCAGCAGGGCCAGGGGUCAGCAUGCAGCCAGCCACAGCAUGGCCUUGACUGGAGCCUGGCUCUCAUCCACCUGGAGGGUGAAGGCUCCACCAUAGGCUUUGCUCGCCCCCAUGCAGCUGAACCUCAAACUCAAGCUCCAUUUCUACCUAGAAUAUCAUAGUAAUUAAAUUAGAUUUC